AUGGCUGUCCAAGGGACCCACGAUAACUCACAGCAUCAGGCCCAGAGGGCUCUUGAGCAUGAUAUGGGCAAGUCCGAAAUGAAAGGUCACAAUUCAUACCCGGACUAUGCGGCAUUUGCGCAGGAAGCAAAUCCGCAGAUGAUCAAGCAGUUGGAGACCAACCCCAUUACCGAAGAGCAUCUUACUCACGAAGUCAGAGCGAUAUAUGAUGGGCUCGUCAAAGUGGAGAAAAAGUGCAUCGAAGUUAUCAAAUAUCUUUCGCAGAUGGGCUUAAGGACGGAAUUAUCACAGGAUCAGUGGAGCACAGUCAUCUCCCUGCACCGAAUGCUCCUCCAUGAGCAUCACGAUUUUUUCCUCGCUUCUCAACAUCCUUCGGCCAGUCCGGCAGUGAAGCAUCUCGCAGAAAAGUAUGCUAUGCCUGCACGUAUGUGGCGAUAUGGGAUCCAUUCUUGCUUGGAACUGUUGCGCAAAAGACUGCCUGCCUCGCUAGAUCAUAUGUUAGCCUUUAUAUACCUCUCAUAUUCGACAAUGACACUCCUUCUGGAGAGUGUCCCGCAUUUCAGGGGAACUUGGAUCGAAUGUUUAGGGGAUCUAGCUAGGUACCGGAUGGCUGUGGAGGACACAGAUGUGACGGAUCGCGAUAUCUGGGCAGGAGUCUCAAAGUAUUGGUAUAACCAAGAUACUGAUGCAUGUCCUGAAACUGGUCGAAUCCAGCACCACCUUGCUGUGCUUUCUCGUCCGGAUACUUUGCAGCAGUUCUUUUACUACACGAAAGCGUUGAUCAGUGUGCGCCCAUUUGCAAAUGCGCGGGUGAGCAUAGCUCAGUUGUUCAAUCCUAUCUUGAGUGCACCGGCUGAUAGACACACUCUGAUCACUUCUUUUGUGGCUGCUCAUGGUGCUCUUUUUAUGCGCAUGCCAGUUGAGCAUUUUGUUGCUCGGUCGAAGUUCUUCCUUUCCAAUCUGCGGCAGGAGGUUAGCCGGCUAGGCCGAGAGGGACAGCAAGGCGUCUUUAUCACAUCCUGUAAUAUCGCUGCGAUUUUUCAGUAUGGCGAUAACGAUGGAGUCUUUGCUACGGAGUUUACAUUUGACGAAAACACCACAGCGGACGCGUAUGCUAUCUCAAGGCAGUGGGCAUCUACGACUACGCCAAUCGAUCCAAACAACCACCAAUAUACCGAUCUUGCAUCUCAAUUUGCAUUCCGUGCGAGCUCUCUCGCUUUCCACACUUUGAUCAUCAUCCUCGGUCAAGCCGGCGACCCAAACUUACACCCAUCCGUACAUGCCUCGAUGGCAUUUGUGUGGUGCCUGACACUCAUCCCAGCGGCUAUCCAACGACUCGAGCCGCUGGUUCCAUGGACGAUACUCGCAAACUACUUGAACACUUUACUACGGCCCGAUAUCAACAUUGCAAAGAUUGAAGAUGAAUCUUUCCCCCGAAUUGAAGACACAACUUCUCAACAGCUACCGGAGGACUUUUUGAUUAGAGGACAGACAUGGAGCCGACUUUAUUACCCGGGGAAAUUCUUCGAGGAGACGGCUAUAGAGGACGACAGACCGUUGAUUGGGGAGCCGUCGACAAUGCUCCCUAGAAGACACAGAUGUUUGUGGCUUGGAGUGCGGAUUGCAACUUUCUCUCGGUGGAUGACAUAUGACCAGACUCGACUGUUCACGCCUACCAGACUGGCACAUGAAUUCGCGCCAAUUGCUCAAUCUACUGAUCACCUCAGUGGAAAUAUUUACUUGGUACCUGGCCCUGUCAACCAGGAGAUGGAGGGGGUUUGA
Penicillium antarcticum is the source of this 1782-nucleotide messenger RNA. RefSeq lists its product as uncharacterized. The record is from RefSeq and is a predicted model, not a curated record. The transcript is spliced from 2 exons. Gene Ontology annotation, biological process: nuclear-transcribed mRNA catabolic process, nonsense-mediated decay. Gene Ontology annotation, cellular component: telomerase holoenzyme complex. Gene Ontology annotation, molecular function: protein binding; telomeric repeat DNA binding; telomerase RNA binding. Lineage: Eukaryota; Fungi; Ascomycota; Eurotiomycetes; Eurotiales; Aspergillaceae. The coding region runs from base 1 to 1782 and encodes 593 amino acids.